Molecule: messenger RNA, 6203 nt
Organism: Brienomyrus brachyistius
Lineage: Eukaryota; Metazoa; Chordata; Actinopteri; Osteoglossiformes; Mormyridae
Gene: kif21a
Product: kinesin family member 21A
Exons: 36
Coding region: 311-5200 (1629 amino acids)
Biological process (GO): mitotic spindle organization; microtubule-based movement
Molecular function (GO): microtubule binding; ATP binding; microtubule motor activity
Source: RefSeq, a predicted model, not a curated record
UGCAGUGGGGAGGGCGCCGCUGGGGGCGUGGCCUGCUGACGCAUUGCGGCUCAGCAAGCAGGGGAUCGGGAUCCCCGUCCGUGCAGGUCCUACUCCGAGCGCAGUCCGGUCCGGUCCGGGAGCCGGCAGAAAGACAGGUUUGGUAGAGUCGUGCGGCCGCCAUCAGUGAAGCGCUUCGUCUUUCUUUAAAGAUGGCCGAGGAGCGGCCGUGAGCCUGCGCUGUGGCUGCGAGUUCCUUAUAACACAGCCUCCGCUCACUGCUGGAUCAUUCCUCUACUUCUUCCUCGGCCCUUGAAUCGCGGACGGCAGGAUGUCGCAGGGGCAGGAUGAGAGCUCCGUGCGGGUGGCUCUGAGGAUCCGGCCUCAGCUGCCCCGGGAGAAGAUCGAGGGAUGCCACAUCUGUACGUUCGUGACGCCGGGCGAGCCGCAGGUCAUCCUGGGCAAGGACAAGGCGUUCACGUACGACUAUGUGUUCGACAUGGACACACAGCAGGACCCCAUCUAUACCGACUGCACAGAGAAGCUGAUCGAGGGCUGUUUCGAGGGCUACAACGCUACCAUCUUCGCCUACGGACAGACGGGCUCGGGGAAAACCUACACUAUGGGCACGGGGUUUGACGUGAGCAUCGCCGAUGAGGAGCUGGGCAUCAUCCCACGUGCUGUGACGCACCUCUUCAAGGGCAUCGAGGAGCGGCGCCAGGCAGCGAUCGAGCAGAGCCGCCCCGUUCCCGAGUUCAAGAUCAGCGCCCAGUUUCUGGAGCUAUACAAUGAGGAGGUGCUGGACCUCUUUGACUCCACACGCGACCUUGAGGCCAGGAAGCAGAAAUCCAACAUUAAGAUUCACGAGGACGCGACUGGAGGAAUAUACACAGUUGGGGUGACCACUCGAAUGGUCACCUCGGAGACCGAGAUGAUGCAGUGCCUGAAGCUUGGUGCCCUCUCCCGCACUACGGCCAGUACGCAGAUGAAUGUCCAGAGUUCCCGCUCCCAUGCCAUCUUCACUAUCCACCUGUGCCAAGUGCGCGUCUGCACCCCGGACAAUCAGGAGAUGGACAACAGGAUGGCCAACGGUUCCUCUGAGAUGAACGAGUUUGAGACACUGACAGCAAAGUUUCACUUUGUGGAUCUGGCUGGUUCCGAGAGACUGAAGAGAACCGGAGCGACAGGGGACCGGGCCAGGGAGGGCAUCUCCAUCAACUGCGGGCUGCUGGCUCUGGGCAAUGUCAUCAGCGCUCUUGGGGACAAAAGCAAGCGAUCGACGCACGUGCCUUACCGUGACUCCAAGCUGACACGCCUCCUUCAGGACUCCCUGGGAGGGAACAGCCAAACAGUGAUGAUCGCAUGCAUCAGCCCCUCGGACCGCGACUUCAUGGAGACCCUGAACACGCUGAAAUACGCCAACCGGGCCCGCAACAUCAAGAACCGCGUCAUGGUGAACCAGGACAAGGCCAGUCAGCAGAUCAGCGCCCUGCGGACCGAGAUCGCCCGUCUGCAGAUGGAGCUCAUGGAGUACAAGACGGGCAAGCGCAUCGUGGGUGAGGAUGGCAUCGAGAGCAUCAAUGACAUGUUCCACGAGAACUCCAUGCUGCAGACCGAGAACAAUAAUCUGCGCGUGCGAGUCAAGGCCAUGCAGGAGACCAUCGAUGCACAGAGGGCCCGUCUGACGCAGCUGCUCAGCGACCAGGCCAAUCAGGCGCUGGCCAGGGCAGGGGAAGGGAAUGAGGAGAUUGGCAACAUGAUACAGAACUACAUCAAGGAAAUCGAAGACCUCAGGGCCAAGUUGCUGGAGAGCGAGGCGGUGAGCGAGAACCUGAGGAAGAACCUGUCUCGCGCCUCCACGCGCUCCUCCUUCUACGGCGGCCCCGGCGCCUUCUCUCCCGCCCUCCUGGCCCCUGAGAAGGAGACAUCUGACAUCAUCGAAAUCGCCAAGAAGGACCUGGAGAAACUGAAGAGGAGGGAGCGCAAGAAGAAGAAGAAGCUCCAACUGCUGGAGGAGAGUCGGCAGGAGGAGGUUGAGGAUGACAGUGUGAUCAAGGAGGACCUUCCUGACAAUGAGCAGGACAAGGCAGCAGACAUGGAGCUGUGUGAACGAGCCAUCGAUGAUGGCAAAAUGGAGGUUCAGGAGGGAAGUGACCACGAAGAGGGGGAGGAGGAGGAGGAAGAGGAAGAGGAGGAAAUGGAAGCAGAGGAGAGCUCUGAUGAGUCUGACUCUGAGCUGGAUGAGAAAGAGAACUUCCAGGCAGACCUGGCCAACAUCACAUGUGAGAUCGCCAUCAAGCAGAAGCUGAUCGACGAACUGGAGAACAGCCAACGGAGGCUGCACACGCUCAAGCAGCAGUACGAGCAGAAACUGAUGAUGCUGCAGUGCAAGAUCCGGGAUACUCAGCUGGAGAGGGACCGCGUGCUGCACAACAUGGGUUCGGUGGAGACCUUCACCGAGGAGAAGGCCAAGAAGAUCAAGGUCGAGUACGAGAAGAAGCUGAGCCUGAUGAACAAGGAGAUGCAGAAGCUGCAGUCGGCCCAGAAGGAGCACGCCAGGCUACUGAAGAACCAGUCACAGUAUGAGAAGCAGCUGAAGAAGCUGCAGCAGGACGUGGUGGAGAUGAAGAAGACGAAGGUUCGCCUCAUGAAGCAGAUGAAGGAGCAGCAGGAGAAGAACCGCAUGACCGAGUCAAGACGGAACCGUGAGAUUGCUACCCUGAAAAAGGACCAACGCAAGCAGGAGCAUCAGCUCAGGCUUCUGGAGGCUCAGAAGCGACAGCAGGAGCUGAUCCUGCGCAGGAAGACCGAGGAGGUCACUGCCUUGCGGCGUCAGGUGAGGCCAACGUCGGGGAAGGUGAACCGCAAGGUGAGCUUACCGGAACCACUCCAGGACCCCUCCCACCGGGCCCCCGCAGGCCGCGUGCUCUCAGGUGGCGGUGUGAUGGCCCCCAACGGAUCCAGGAAGUACCAGCAACGCCUGGGUGGUGUGUACUCCACCAGGAUGGCCCGGACCAAGUGGCAGUCCCUGGAACGUCGUAUCUCUGACAUCAUCAUGCAGAAGAUGACCAUCUCCAACAUGGAAACUGACAUGAACCGACUUCUCAAGCAACGUGAAGAACUGACGAAACGGAGGGAGAAGGUUUCCAAGAAGAGAGACAAAAUCGCCACCGAGGGGGCGGACGCGGACAAGACGGUGCAGGCCCUGAACGAGGAGAUGGAGUCCCUGACAGCCAACAUCGACUACAUCAAUGACAGCAUUGCUGACUGCCAAGCCAACAUCAUGCAGAUGGAGGAGGCGAAGGAGGAGGGUGACACCGUGGACGUGACGGCCGUGAUCAGCUCCUGCACCCUCUCGGAGGCCCGCUAUCUGCUAGACCACUUCCUGUCAAUGGCCGUCAACAAGGGACUGCAGGCGGCCCAGAAGGAGUCGCAGAUCAAAGUGAUGGAGGGCCGCCUCAAACAGACGGAGAUCAACAGUGCCACUCAGAACCAGCUGCUGUUCCACAUGCUGAAGGAGAAGGCGGAGUUUAACCCCGAGCUGGAUGCCCUGCUUGGCAACGCCCUGCAAGAGUUGGGUAACAUACCAGCAGAGAACGGAGAAGAGAGCAGCAGCGACGAGUCUGCACAGAGCCCUGCGGCCGAAGGGAGCUCCCUGGCUUCCGACCUCAUGAAACUCUGCGGGGAGAGCAGACAGAGGAGUAAGGCUCGCAGAAGGACCACCACCCAGAUGGAGCUGCUCUAUGCCAACAGCACCGACCCCUCAUCUGAUGUAUCUGCUGGCGAAUUCUCCUCCCCCCUCCUUCCAUUGGCUGAGACCCAGGAAGGGGGCGGGGACCCGGAGGGCACUGGGGUGUCCCAUAGGGAUAGGGACUUCCUGGGUCCUGCUGCAGGCUUGUCCUUAAAGCUGGGUAGCAUCUCCAGUGCACGGCCUCUCCCGGGGGCUGAGAGGAGACUGCCCGAGCCCUCCCCUCUCACCAGGAGGAAGAUGUAUGAGAAGGCCCAAAUGGCAGUCGACAAGGUCAAGGGCAAGGAGAUGAAACACCCCGACUCAGGGACCCCCGAGGCCAACGCGUCCCUCCCCUCCCCUCCGGGCCGCUUCCAGCAGAACGUUUUUAACCGCCUAACGCUUCCUCUCGAGAGUGCAGAUCCUCCACUCAAUAAAGGCGUGAUCAACCCAGUGCCGUCGUCCAAAAGCGGCCGGGCAGCAACGCUGCAGUGUGUCCACGUGGCCGAGGGACACAGCAAGGCCGUGCUCUGCGUCGACUGCACCGACGACCUGCUCUUCACUGGCUCCAAGGACCGCACCUGUAAAGUGUGGAACCUGGUGACUGGGCAGGAGAUCAUGUCCCUAGGAGCUCACCCCAACAACGUGGUGUCUGUGAAGUACUGUUCCAGCCUGGUCUUCACUGUCUCUACCUCAUACGUCAAGGUCUGGGACAUUCGGGAUUCGGCCAAGUGCAUCCGGACACUGACGUCUUCCGGUCAGGUGAACACCGGCGAUGCCUGUGCAGCCAACACUAACCGCACCGUCACCAUCCCAGCGGGGGAGAACCAGAUCAACCAGAUUGCCCUGAACCCCACGGGCACCCUCCUGUACGCAGCGGCAGGGAACUCCGUCCGCAUGUGGGACCUGAGGAAGUUCGUGUCUUUAGGGAAGCUCACUGGACAUCUUGGCCCAGUUAUGUGUCUUACAGUGGACCAGACAGGCAAAGGUCAGGAUCUGGUCAUCACUGGUUCUAAGGACCAUUACAUUAAGAUGUUUGACGUGUCGGAGGGCACCCAGGGCAGUGUGAGCCCCACACACAACUUUGAGCCCCCCCACUACGACGGCAUCGAGUCGCUGACCGUGCAGGCGGACGAGCUGUUCAGCGGCUCCCGGGACAACGGGAUCAAGAAGUGGGAUCUGUCCCGCAAAGACUUGCUGCAGCAAGUGCCAAACGCCCACCGCGACUGGGUGUGCGCGCUGGGGCUGGUGCCCGGUUGCCCCGCCCUGCUGAGCGGCUGCAGAGGAGGGGUAUUGAAGCUUUGGCACUCGGACACGCUGGCGCCCCUGGGAGAGAUCCGAGGGCACGAGAGCCCCAUUAAUGGCAUCUCCACCAACAGCACCCACCUCUUCACUGCCUCCGAUGACCGGACGGUGAAGAUCUGGCGCGGGAGAGGGUCCAUCGACGGCAUGGCGGAUGCACUCGAUGUCCUGGAAGACGGCGCCAGUAACUGACCAGGGUGUGCAGCGCAAAUGGGGGGGUCGAGAAGCGAAGGCCAGCAGCACGACGCACUUUGGGGGGGGGGGGGGAGGCUGAGAGUGGUAGUGAUGGGGAGCAGCCUGGACCCAAGCCUGUCUGGUCCAUCUGCAAUGUCAUGUCCAAAGUGAAACCGGACCGUUACAGCCGAUCAGCUCAUGAUGGACUUUCCUGGACGCGUCUCACUGCUUGUGUCCUCUUCCCCGAUCCAUACUGAAAGCUGCAUAGUGUCCUGAAAGGAAGCUUAGCAAGCUCAACACAAGUAGGUACAACGCGAAAGGCCCGUGGGGGUGUGGUGUCCAACGGCCGGUCCCAACCCAGUCCUCAGAAAACAUCUCCGUAACUCAGUGUAGAGUUCAAUCAGACUAUAUCGAGUUUCUGUCGUCUUAAGUGAGAGUGGCUUCAUGUUAACAGAAACUAAACCACCAAGCUCUUAAACCAAGGUUUGCUUUGAUGUCAGACAGUUAGUGUGAACAGUCCUGGGUUCCUCUCAACAGUAACUGCGCUACUCACAGUAUUCAGAGCGUGAUGUUCUCCUGUUCUCCCUGACAGCAGUGUUCUUCAUAUCCCUUCCAGCCUUCUCUGGCCACUAUCAUCCACACAUUCUCUAACGCCACGCUGUUGAAAGCCUAGAAGAUCUGCCUGGAUGUUCCUGCUGCUACAUCUGCAUACUAACCUGUAUAUCCCACAUGUGAGGCCCACCCCACAGGUGCAAGCUGUACAUAUCCUUACAUGCGAGGACAGAGGGCUCCCCGUAAGCCUAAUUCUGUAGACUAGUAACACUACAUCUUCGUGUGGAACGAGCCCUUUCUUCCUGUGUAGGUUCAUUCACGUUUGUGGUUCAGCCUUUGACCUUUGUCUGAAGCUUUAUGUAUAUAAGAGAUCUGUUUUUCCUCCUGAUUCUUAGUUGCAGAAAAAUGCCUGUCUAGCAGUUCUAAUGUCAGAUGCAGCGUGAAAUAAAUGUCAUCUGUCAAAAUGAAA